Molecule: messenger RNA, 3757 nt
Organism: Lutra lutra (Eurasian river otter)
Lineage: Eukaryota; Metazoa; Chordata; Mammalia; Carnivora; Mustelidae
Gene: ZNF311
Product: zinc finger protein 311
Exons: 7
Coding region: 770-2698 (642 amino acids)
Biological process (GO): negative regulation of transcription by RNA polymerase II
Molecular function (GO): DNA-binding transcription repressor activity, RNA polymerase II-specific
Source: RefSeq, a predicted model, not a curated record
UUGCUGGUUGCUUGGGGGUGGACGGGCGGGAAGGCCUGCACCUGCAGCCGGUGUGCGACGGGCGCUCAGCCGCGGGCUCCCGAGCGGCCAGCCGGCACCGCAGGGUCUUCCGCGGGAGGGGCAGGCUCCGCAGCGGGGUCGCCCUGCAAACCGGGCUCUCCCGCAGGUGCUCCGGCCUGCUCCCGCUCUUCUUGCUCUCAGCGGCCCCUCCCUUCUUUUAUCCCGUCGACUCCUCACCGGCGUCCGCGCCUGCGCUCAUUCCUUGAGCCGCUGGUGCAGGUGCUGUUUGGGGCGUUGCAAGCACAGCCGUGCACACAGUGUCCAGAACUCCCUGCCCUCCAGAGCCUAGGAGCCUAGAGUUAGGGAGGGACCGACCAGACGUAACAGACGCGGGACUAGAGUAAUUUACCGUGUCGGGAAGUGGGCGAGCGCUGUUGGAAAAAAGAGGAAAGGUAAAGCCAGAUAAUCCCCAGCCACUCCUCUCUGUGUUCGCGGGCCUCUCUUCCUUUUAGUGGAAUAUUCAGAAGACAAGGGGUAAGACCACAGCUAGCUCAGUGCUGCUCAGAAACCCCAAAUCCAGGGCACUGUGUGACACAUCAGGCCAAAUACCAGCUGGCCUGUGGGUCAGCAGGGGCCCUUUGGCUGGCAUCCCCCAGGCCACUUCCAGACUUGUCUGGGCAAAGCCAGAACUGACUCUGGGAUUUUGACCCAAACAGCAGGGAAGAAUCUGGACUGUAGUGGAAGACUGUAAAGAAAGCUGGGUAAAAAGAUGCAGGAGGUGAUGGUGUCACAUGAGAGUCCAGGCCCUCCACGCCAGCUGCCUGGGACCCCUGAUGCUGAGCUCCUUCAGGAAAGAGCCCUGCCGGUGUCGCAGCACCGCGCGUCUGCCCCGGAGGGAGGCCGAGCAGCCCCGCCAGGAGCGAAGAGCGCGGGGGACCGCGGGCGCGCGCGACCUUGGGACUCGGUGACGUUUGAGGACGUGGCCGUGCGCUUCAGCGGCGGAGAGUGGCGGCGUCUGACCCGCGCUCAGCGGCGCCUCUACGCGGCCGUCAUGCUGGACAACUACGGGCUCGUGGUCUCGCUCGGCUUCGCGGGCCCCAAGCCGCCUCUCAUCUCCUGUCUGGAGCGGGGCGCCGAGCCCCGCGUUCGCGAUCUGCAGGACUGGGGGCUCCUGAGCUGCUCCUUCCCAGUGUCAGCAGACCGGACCAGGCCCGGGACUGAGAGGGCAAGUUCAGAGCAGGAGGUGUCUGAGGGUGGGGAAGUCGGCGGCGUCCUGUCCGGGCACCCUGAGGCUGGAGGAGCUUGUGUCCAGGAUGUCAAGUCGGAGAAUGCACGGCACCCGGCCGGGGUGGAGACACUGGGAGAGGAGAAGGGGACCCUCGAGGAAGGAAGGGCCUGGGCGGUGCUCGCCAACAACUUGAGCUCAGACUCCAAGUGCACCCCGCGCACCCGAGCCCUGACCGCACGGAGCCCCCGCCCUGGUGCCGCGCGCGGCCAUACCUUCCCGCUUCUCCACGGGCGCGUCCGUGCUGGCGAGAAGCCCCACGCGUGUCACGAGUGCGGGAAAGCGUUCAAGACCAGAAAGCAGCUGCGUGUGCACCGCGUCACGCACACGGGGGAGAAGCCCUUCCGCUGCGCGCAGUGCGGGAAGGCCUUCAGCAGCCCGUCGGCGCUCUGCCGGCACCGCAAGGCGCACGGCGGGGAGAGGCCGCACGGCUGCGGCGCGUGCGGAAAGGCCUUCAGCAGCGCGAGCCGGCUGCAGCGGCACCAGCGGGUACACAGCGGCGAGCGGCCCCACGAGUGUGCGGUGUGCGGCAAGACCUUCCGCUUCCGGCACUGCCUCACCCUGCACGGCCGCACGCACACCGGGGAGCGGCCGUACGCGUGCGGGCAGUGCGGCAGGGCCUUCCGCUGCAGCUCGGACCUCGCCAAGCACUGCCGGAUCCACAGCGGCGAGCGGCCGUACCCGUGCCGCGCGUGCGGGAGGGCCUUCCGCCGGAGCUCCGACCUGCGCAAGCACGCGCGGACGCACGCGCGGGAGCCCGCAACAGGCUGCCCACAGUGCGGCGGCCGCGCGGGGCCGCGCCGCCCCCCGACGGCCCACGCCCCCGAGAAGCCCUACCCCUGUGGGCGGUGCAGCCGCGCCUGCCGCCCCCAGGGCCCACGCGGGGCUCCUGAGCGCGCGCGCCGCGGCGAGAAGCCGCACCCGUGCGCGCACUGCGGCAAGGCCUUCCACGAUCGGCACGGCCUGGCCGUGCACCAGCGGCUGCAUACCGGUGAGAAGCCGUUCGCCUGCCCCGAGUGCGGGAGGGCCUUCCGCGGGAAGUCCAACCUGACCAACCACCGGAGGAUCCACACCGGCGAGAAGCCGUACGCGUGCGAGGCAUGCGGGAAGGCCUUCCACCACCGCUCGGGCCUGACGCAGCACCGCCGGAUCCACAGCGGGGAGAAGCCCUACCCCUGCCGCGAGUGCGGCGCCGCCUUCCGCCAGCGCGCCGCCCUGGUUGGGCACCAGCGGGUGCACACGGGGGAGAAGCCCUACGCAUGCGAGCAGUGCGGGAAAGCCUUCAGGGUGAGCGCGAACCUCUCGGGACACAAGAAGAGGCGACAUCGAGGAUGGCGAGGCCACGCGUCUGGGGAGGGUGGGAAGGCCCCCUUCCCCGGGACCUGUCCGACCUCCUCCGUAGGCGGGGUUUGACCCGCAGCCCUUGCGGAUGCCAUCUGUGUUGGCGCUUUACGUUCUCCUUCCGCCCUGGAGCCUGGUUCUUCCCGGCUUGCUGCCCCCGACUGAGCUCCCCGGAGCCUGACCGCCCUGGGGAGUGUUGGGGCGAGCACCUGCACUGCCAAUGGGGAAUGCCAGUCAGUAAUGCUACCAGGUAUCUCCUAGCCUCGGAGCACGCCAGCCACUCUUCUAAGGGCUGUGCAGUGCCAACUCGUUGACUGCAUAAAACAUCCCUACAGGAUGGGGAAAUUAGGGCAUAAAAAGAUGAAACUUGCUCAGGAUCACUUAGCUACUAAGUUCUGCACAAACCCCCCCCCCCCCCAACCGCCCUGACAGGCUCCAGCCUGCACCCCGCCAAGACGCCUGCAACCCAUCUCUUAGAUGUGAGGCUACAGCUCAGUUCAGCAUGGAGCACGUUUUAGUUGAUAAAAUAUUGAUCAAUUUUAGCAAGGUUUUGGUUUUGUUUUAACUUAAAGACUGAUGGUACUUUUCCAUAUGGGCUCAGAAUUGCUGAGACCGGGAUGGGAAAGGAAGACAGGACCGGGCAGAUUUAGAAAUCAUAGAUAAGUGGGAUCUAGCUAUGCGCUGCUCCAGUAACAGUUUACAUAUGGAAAGACCAUGAAGCCCAUCUCACUUUGUUAUAAAUACAUCAAAAUGUCAAUGUGUUGAUUUCUUAAAAUUUGCUGUAUUUAUUUGCAUGACAUAUGAAAUGCUCUUUAAAAUGUAUGAGAAAUUUGCAUCUAUCUUUCCAAGUCUUUCAGUAUCUCUUAACAGACACCCUUUCUCUUUCAAACGUUACGUAUUUUUUACAGACAGAAUUAAAAUAAAUAACCACAACCAACAAGGCUGUUAAUUAGACAUUGAAAAUCCCAGGGGCACCUGGGUGGCUCAGUUGGUUAAGUGUCAGACUCUUGAUUUCAGCUCAGAUCGCGAUCCCAGGGUUGUGAGAUUGAGUUCCCCACUUGGUGGAGAGUCUACUGGAGAUCCUCCCUCUCUCUCCUCCUUCUCCUCUCUCUCUCCUUCCCUCCGUCUCUU